Ostrinia furnacalis (Asian corn borer) is the source of this 1080-nucleotide messenger RNA. RefSeq names its product catenin delta-2-like. The annotation marks the transcript as partial. The record is from RefSeq and is a predicted model, not a curated record. The transcript has 7 exons. Lineage: Eukaryota; Metazoa; Arthropoda; Insecta; Lepidoptera; Crambidae. Gene Ontology annotation, cellular component: adherens junction; cytoplasm; plasma membrane. Gene Ontology annotation, molecular function: protein binding. Gene Ontology annotation, biological process: cell-cell adhesion.
GACUCGCAAAACGGACUAAGUUUAGGCAGCGCGGGAGGACAAUCGAUGUAUGGAGACGAGGAGGAAUUACAGAAACAAAUGGCUGGCAUGGCGUUAGUGCACGGCGGCGUGGGCGGUCGCGAGGACGGCGGCGGGUUACAAUGGCGCGACCCCAACCUGCCCGAGGUCAUCGGCUUCCUCAACUCGCCGUCCGACGUCGUGAAGGCCAACGCGGCCGCCUACCUGCAGCACCUCACCUACAUGGACGACCCCAACAAGCAGAAGACCAGGAGCCUAGGCGGCAUCCCACCACUAGUGCGGCUGGUCUCCCACGAGAACCCAGAAGUGUGCCGCAACGCGUGCGGAGCGCUCCGCAACCUGUCCUACGGCCGCCAGAACGACGAGAACAAGCGCGCCAUCCGCGACGCAGGAGGCAUUCCUGCGCUCAUGGCGUUGCUGUGCCGCGCCACCGACAUGGAGGUGAAAGAGCUCGUCACCGGGGUCAUCUGGAACAUGUCUUCGUGCGAGGACCUCAAGCAGUCGAUCAUUGACGACGCGGCGCAGGUCAUCGUCAACAAGGUCAUCAUCCCGCACUCCGGCUGGCAUCCUACCAACCCUGGAGACACUUACUGGUCUAACGUUUUCCGCAACGCAUCGGGCGUUCUCCGCAACGCGUCUUCCGCGGGUGAAUACGCGCGGCGGCGCCUGCGCUGCCUUAACGCGUUACCCGACGCUCUACUGCAUACCGUGAGAGUGGCCGUGCGCGUCAACGGCAUCGGCACCAAGAUCGUCGAGAACUGCGUCUGUGUGCUGCGCAACUUGUCCUACAGAUGUCAAGAAAUUGAAGACCCAUUGUAUGACACGAGAGCACCACCAACGCAGUCGUCGGGACAGGCUAGGAUACAAGCCAGCGCUUCCAAAGGCGAAAACCUAGGCUGUUUCGGCGGCAGUAAAAAGAAGAAGGAAGGCUCAUCUUCGUCUAACUCCACCAGCCCGCUCGGCAAGAGCGAACCGGACACACAACCUCUUGGGGACACGUCAUCUAAUACGCAACUGGGGUACAGCGUGCCGAAAGGAACGGAGAUGCUUUGGUCGCCGGAG